This is a messenger RNA of Saccharomyces kudriavzevii IFO 1802, 3759 nucleotides long. It is a transcript of the gene PCA1, whose product is annotated as cation-transporting P-type ATPase PCA1. Lineage: Eukaryota; Fungi; Ascomycota; Saccharomycetes; Saccharomycetales; Saccharomycetaceae. The record is from RefSeq and is a predicted model, not a curated record. Gene Ontology annotation, molecular function: metal ion binding; ATP hydrolysis activity; ATP binding. Gene Ontology annotation, cellular component: membrane. The transcript has a single exon. The coding region runs from base 1 to 3759 and encodes 1252 amino acids. Gene Ontology annotation, biological process: monoatomic cation transport.
AUGAUAAGAAGGGACUUAGAUACAGUCUUAUAUAUAACCACUCAAAAAGAGAAGCUUACAAGAAGACCAAGAAGUACUAUUUUAAACAGAUACAACAGAAUAGUGGCAACAUCAUUUAGUCGACAGAUGAAAUCAAAAGAACUUAAAAUCCGGUCAAAGAGUAAGGACCAUAAGUGUUGUGGAACAAAUGGUCAGAGUAUACCUCUGGGCAUUAGGCAAAACAAGAGAGACGAGUGCUGUGAUAUUCAUGCUGAAAAGUGUACUGUUGAUCAAUCGGAAAUUUCCGCAGGUGAAAAGUUUGCCCACGAGGCCAAAAGUACUUCUCAAGAAUGUUUGGACGAUUGCGAAGAGAUGUGUAAUGACGACGUUGAUUCUGUAUUGGACGAAUGCAGAGGAGCUAGCGACUGUCGUGAAAGUACUCUAACUGACCCUGCUUAUCUAUCCAAAUCUUGUGAGGAAGAAUGUUGCGAUGAAGACUCCGCUGUGAUGGCUGAGGAAAUCACAGAUAAUUGCGAAAAUGGGUGCUGUGAUGAGCAACCAAUAGUUAACCUCCAUGCAAACGAAUACAAAGGCUAUCUGAAUAAUGAUAAUAUUGGAGAGGCGCCUGACUGUAUGGGCGAUAUUAACCAAUCUAUAGAAAACGACUCAAGCUGUUAUUCCUCCAAAUUGACUAAUUCUACGUUUAGAAAAAGAUUUUUAAGGUCAACUACUGAAAUUUUGGGUAGAUUCGAUUGCUGUGAAGUCAAUAACCCACCAUGUUGCAACACCGCGUGUGUUGAACACCUCGCCUCCCGUAGUUCUAAGAAGAGAAUGUCUGACGGAAGUUUGGACAUGGCUACUGAUUUUGAAACCUUUAGAAAUCUUUCCACAGGCGCUGGUGGUACUUCAAAUGAAGAAUCCUCCAACGAAAGAUAUUCCAAGAUAUUUAAGCGUUACAGUUCAAUUUUGGAAACUCUUGGAUGCAUUUGCAGCUAUUUGUUUACUAUAGGAGAAGAAUCUUGCUGUCGUCCAAGAAUUCGUUUUUCUAUGGAAAGAGAAGCUUCGAUGGGAGCAAAAUACUCAUACCGUGAUGCUACUGGAUGUUCAAUGCGUAAAGGUUCCAGAGUCAAGAAAAGGGGUUUGUACAAUGCAAAUAUCUCCACUUCAAACUCUUCCUGCACGAAAGAGUGUUGUUCCAAAAAGAAGAAAUUCGCUGCGGCCACGACAACCGUUUCUCAUUGCUCUUCGAACGAUAUUCCAUCAAUUACAUCUCUGAAAUCAAGUGGAGAAACUGUCCAUUCUGACCUUGAAGCGGGGUAUGCCACUAAAGAGCAUAUCGUCCUCAGUGUAUCUGGAAUGACCUGUACUGGCUGUGAGACGAAACUUAAGAGAUCCCUUGCUGCCUUAAAGUCCGUGCAGAAUUUGAAUACUAGUUUGAUAUUAUCACAAGCGGAAUUUGAUUUGAACAUUUCUCUAGCGUCUGUCAAAGACGUUAUAAAACACUUGAAUAGAACCACAGAAUUCAAAUAUGAACAGAUUUUGACUCAUGGCUCAACCAUAAACAUUAUUGUACCUAGUUUAGCAAAGGAUUUUGUUAAUAGUGAAUGGCCAGAAGGAGUAACAGAGCUGAAGGUUGCGGGCAAAAACAUUGUUCGCGUGAAUUUUGAUCCCAAAGUUAUAGGUGCAAGAGACCUCAUCAGAAAGGGAUGGGACGUCCCUGUUGAGCUUGCUUCCCCUACUGGUCAUCCAGCACUUGAAGUAGGAAAUAAGCAUUUGCGUCGUGUGGGAUUAACAACUCUUCUGUCGAUAUUACUAACGAUUCCAAUUCUUGUCAUGGCUUGGGCUCCGAAUCUCGAUGUAAGCCUUUCGACUAUGUCUGCAUCAAUGGGACUUGCUACUAUUGUGCAAUUUGCUGUAGCAGGGCCAUUUUAUUCGAACGCUCUGAAAAGUCUGGUGUUUUCCAGAUUGAUUGAUAUGGAUCUUCUUAUAGUUGUAAGUACUAGCGCUGCCUACAUUUUUUCAGUUGUAUCAUUUGGAUAUUUUGUUGCAGGGCAGCCUUUGUCUACAGAGCAGUUUUUUGAAACUAGUUCUUUGCUUGUAACGUUGAUUAUGGUUGGUCGUUUUGUUAGUGAGUUGGCCAGAUAUAGGGCGGUGAAAUCAAUAUCACUUCGUUCUUUACAAGUUUCUUCGGCAAUUGUCAUUAAUGAGGAUCAUACCGAGACAGAAAUAGAUAUCAGACUACUUCAAUACGGUGAUGUGUUCAAGGCUGUACCAGAUUCAAGAAUUCCGACUGACGGAACAGUCAUAUCUGGUUCUUCGGAAGCAAACGAAGCCAUGAUUACUGGUGAGUCCAAGCCUGUUCUCAAAAAAUUUCAAUCUACUGUUAUUGCAGGAUCUGUCAAUGGCUCUGGUACGUUGGUUGUAAGGCUAACUAAGCUUCCAGGAAACAAUACUGUAAGCAUGAUAGCUACUAUGGUUGAUGAAGCAAAACUGUCAAAACCAAGAAUACAAAAUAUCGCUGAUAAAAUUGCAGGUUACUUUGUUCCCUUCAUCAUUGGUAUCACCAUUAUUACCUUUUGUAUUUGGAUUGGUGUUGGAAUAAAUGUUAGUAAAAAACCACGUUCUGACGCUGCUAUUCAGGCCACAAUAUAUGCUAUAACGGUAUUAAUUGUCUCUUGCCCCUGUGCUAUUGGGCUUGCGGUUCCUAUGGUAUUCGUGGUUGCCAGUGGGGUAGCAGCAAAACGAGGAGUGGUCUUCAAGUCAGCAAUGAGCAUAGAGGUUGCUCAUAAUGUUUCAGAUGUAGUUUUUGAUAAAACUGGUACUUUGACUGAGGGGAAGCUCUCUGUUGUUCGCGAAAUCAUGGGUGGUAAUCAGGAUAAUAUUAGAUCCUUACUACUCGGAUUGGUUGAGGGAAUGAACCACCCCGUGUCUAUUGCAAUAGCAUCAUAUCUCAAAGACCGAGGUGUAUCUGCUUCCAAUGUUUCAGACACAAAAGUUAUGACUGGGAAGGGCAUAGAAGGGAUCUCUCACUCAGGCUUGAAACUAAGGGGGGGAAACUCUCGUUGGCUGGCCUUCACUGGCAACUCUCGUGUGCAAGAAGCUCUCUCUCAAGGGCAUACGGUUUUUUGUUUCAGCGUAAAUGCUUCACUCGCCGCUAUCUAUGCACUUGAUGAUUCUUUACGAGUAGACGCAAUCUUCACGGUCAACGCCUUGCGCCAAAAAGGAAUCUCGAUUCAUAUCUUAUCAGGGGAUGAUGAUGGAGCAGUUCGUUCUCUGGCCUCUCGCCUUGAAAUUGAUAGUGCCAAUAUCCGUUCCCAUGCAACCCCUGCGGAUAAGCGCGACUAUGUUAGAAACCUUCUCAAGAAAACAGAGGACGAGGGCUCUUCUCAGUCAAAAGCGCCUGUUGUUAUUUUUUGUGGUGAUGGCACCAAUGAUGCAGUUGCUUUGGCUCAGGCAACGAUUGGUGUUCACAUCAAUGAAGGAAGUGAGGUAUCUAAAUUGGCUGCUGACGUCGUUACGAUGAGGCCAAAUCUUGCCUGUAUUCUGACUAUGAUAGAUGUAAGCCAAAAAGCGAUGUUUAGGGUUAAACUAAAUUUUGCGUGGAGUUUUAUUUACAACUUGUUUGCCAUUUUAUUGGCAGCUGGGGCCUUUGUGAAUGUUCAUAUUCCACCAGAGUAUGCAGGCUUAGGGGAACUUGUUAGUAUCCUUCCUGUAAUCCUUAUUGCUUUUCUUUUGCGCUAUUCGAAGAUCCACUCUCCCAACGCUGGCUCAGUAUCAUAG